AUGAAACAAUCAAAAAAUGAAGAAGAACACACCGAGAAGAUUCAUAUCGGAAUGUUGGAAGAACAAUUUAAUAAAUGUAAUUUAAAGGUUUUUAAAGAAAGUCCCAUGGUUGAUGAUACUAUUGAAGGAUGGCUUGAUAUUGUAAGAAAACAAAAUAAGUGGUUGUAUAAUAUAGAGUCAGGUGAGAGUGAAUAUCAUACAGUUUCACAUCUUUUAGAACGAUUUUAUCCAAAGAAAUUUCAAAAGGAAUUUGAAGCAAUUUGUAAAUUUGUGGCAGAUGAAAAUAAUUUAAUAUGUAUAACUGAAUUGUUUGAACUUGAUAUUUGGCUCCAAAACUCUGCUCCAUAUUUCUUUAAAUGUAUAACAAUGAAAUAUAGUGAUUAUCGUAAAAUAGCCAAUUUAGUUGAAUUUAAGGACUGGGUAAGAGCUGCAGAUGAAUUGAGGGAAUAUGUCAAUUAUUUUCAAGAAAAUUCCAAUAACAUUAAUAAUAGAGAGGAUUUCUUCAAGUACAGAUUAAAUUGGUUAAUAUCAUUAACAGAUACAGGUAAUAACGUAUAUUUUGAUUAUUGUGUUGAACUUGGCGAUAAUAUCAAAAUUAAUACUGAUAUUUGUAUAGACAAUGGUGAUUCAAGGAUUUAUAUCGUGUUUGCAAAUUCCAAUAUGGAUGAUGCAUUUAAUUGUGAAGAAUUUCACAAAACAAUAAUGUUGACAAUACUAACACCAAUAUUAUUAAGACAACAAGUGCUUUCAUUUAUUUGCUGCAAAACGUUUGCAUAUUAUUUUAAUUUUUAUUCGGAUGGUUCUUUUAUAAUGGGUAAAAUAGAUUUGACAAAUGUGAAUGGAAUGUUUGAAAUAUUUAGUGAAAUAUCAUGUUCUUGUAAUCGUGGUCAGUGUAUGAUAUCAUUUAAUCUUGUCAAGAAACGAUUGGAACAAAAAGAGACUAACAACAUUAAAGGAAUUGAAAAAUCACACAAAACUAGUAAACUAAACAAUAUUAAUAAUCAAUCAAAAAGAAAAAUAUUAGGAGAUAUGUCUAAUUGCAUUAAAUAA
Naegleria gruberi is the source of this 1050-nucleotide messenger RNA. RefSeq lists its product as uncharacterized. The transcript has a single exon. NCBI's taxonomy places the organism in Eukaryota, Heterolobosea, Eutetramitea, Acrasida, Naegleriidae. The coding region runs from base 1 to 1050 and encodes 349 amino acids. The record is from RefSeq and is a predicted model, not a curated record.